AUGUCGAAUCAAACUACAAAUACAAUAGGAAAAUCUCUUAAAAAACAUAAUAUUAAAAGAGCAAAGGUUCUCGGAGCUUACUCUGAAGAGGAAGAUCGUCAACUUAUAAAUUUAUAUAAUCAACAUUCUGAUAAAGUAAAUAAAUGGAGAAUAUUUGGUGACUUGUUAAAGCGAAAUCAUAAAAGUGUCCGCGAGCGAUAUGUUAAUCAUUUGGAUCCAACGAUCGAUAAGGAUCAACUGACAGAAGGGGAAAAGUUAAAAAUUAACUCUCUUCAAGCUGAUCCGUCUUAUUAUAAAAAAUGGGCAAAAAUAGCAGAAGAAUUGUCAAUAAAUCAGAAAUUAAGAAGAACAGAAUUGCAAGUUAAAAAUUAUUGGAAUGGUAAAACUCGAAGUCAAGGUCGAAAAUUAGAGCAAAGUAACGAAGAGUUACGUUCAAAAUUCAAAUAUUUAGAAGAAAAGGUUAAAGAGCAAGAAGAAGAAACCAAAGCUAAGCAAGAAAUCAUUAAUAAUUAUGAAGAAAUGUUAGAGAACUAG
Molecule: messenger RNA, 534 nt
Organism: Funneliformis geosporum
Lineage: Eukaryota; Fungi; Glomeromycota; Glomeromycetes; Glomerales; Glomeraceae
Source: the annotation of a GenBank genome assembly